UUAAAAUCAGUGUCAUUAGGUUUUGGCAAACAGAAUAGUAUACAUGAAUAAGUAUAACGUGUGUGCAAGGCCCAGGUUUAACUUUAGUCGCCAUCUUGCAUUUGAGACUGUCAUACAUUUACGUAGAUUAAAAGUGUUGUUAUAAUACGAAAAUUUUACACGGAUAUCUACAACAAGAGUCAUGUCGUCGAAGGUGGCUCCCGAAGCGGAGAAAAAAGACUUCGGAAAACCGAAACAACACGACCCAAAUUUUAAGGGACCAUUGAAGAAUAGAUCUUGUACAGACAUCAUCUGUUGUCUAAUUUUCGUCAUCUUCCUUGGUGUAUUCGCCCUGGUAUCCGCCUAUGCCUUCAUACAGGGUAACCCGUUAUUGCUGUUAUAUCCCGUGGACUCUGACGGUGUCAUGUGUGGAUCCGGUACUAAUGCUGGAAAGGACUACCUGUUUUAUUUCGAUCUUAUCGAUUGUUCAAAGGCAGGGAUAGCCGUCUUCCUGCUGGGAUGUCCUUCACCACAGAUCUGUGUCACCACGUGUCCGUCAUAUUAUUACUCAGUGGCCACGGAUGUGUCGUCAAGCUCAGAUUUGAAAUAUUGUAAAGAAUCUGCCGACAUGAGCAAAGACGUUUACCAACUGAUAUCAGAAGACGAGUGCCCUGCAUACAUUCUCGCCAGCUCCCCAGUGAUCCGCCGCUGUGUACCAACUGUCCUGGUCAACUUCAUCAACAGCAUUGGUGAUUUGGAUAGUAACAUCAACAGCAGCGUGCCCACUACUCUGUCUAGCAAGGAUGGUACAGGUCUGACGGCAAGCAUACUCUCCACAGCAUUAGAUGUGUUUGGCACGUUUAUCAAGGCCAAAGAAUACGCGGAAAAGAUCAUGUCUGAAGUUCUGCGGACGUGGUGGGUCAUCGUUGUCUUUAUGAUCAUUGUCAUGCUGCUGUCCCUGCUUUACAUCGUUCUCCUUCGACUGUUGGCUGGCUUCAUGGUGUGGUUCACCAUCUUCGGGAUGCUUGGGGCAUUUGGAUAUGCCUCCGUUCACCUCCUUAUGUACUACAUGGACUCCUCAAACGACAACGUGGAUAUGACUAUAUAUCUGUCAGUUGGAACAAUCACAUAUUCGAAGUCAAAAAUGUAUCUCACUCUUGGUAUCUUGACUUCUAUCAUAUUUACUAUUAUUCUGGUGAUCACAAUUUUCCUGUGUCAGAGGAUAAGUAUAGCUAUUGGACUGAUCAAAGAAGCCAGCAGAGCAAUCGGGAAAAUAACGUCAGCGCUGGCCUUUCCAAUACUUAUAAUGGUACUCCAAGUAGUGCUUGUUGGCUAUUUUAUCGUGUUCGCGGCUUAUCUUGCCUCGACAGGGCGGACCACGACGUCAAUCGUAAAUUCGACGUCCACAUGGUCUAAUGGCCAGUGGAAUACCGCCGAGAUUGAGUCGCAAGUAUCCAGCUUCAUUGGGUCGACAUGUUCGAAUGGCACCACCUCUAACGCCUGCGACUACUUGAAGAAUGUUGAAGAAAACUUCGUGAUGUACGCCGCAUUAUUCGCCCUCUUCAUGUUUUUCUGGCUUCUGAACUUCAUUAUUGCCCUUGGGCAACUAUCACUAGCUGGGGCAUUCGCGUCCUAUUAUUGGGCAUUCGAUAAGACGAAGAAUGUCCCAACGUUUCCACUUGCGGCGGCCAUGUGGAGAGCAAUUAGGUACCACUUGGGAUCCCUGGCAUUUGGAUCCUUUAUCCUGGCCGUGGUGGCAAUGAUCCGGGUUGUUCUAGAAUACCUAGAUCACAAACUGGGCAAGAGUGAGAACAUUGUAGCAAAAUUCGUUGUCAAGUGUCUGAAGUGCUGCUUCUGGUGUUUGGAGAAGUGUCUGAAAUUCUUAACAAAGAAUGCAUAUAUACAGAUGGCUAUUCACGGAAAGAACUUUUGUUUCUCUGCAAAGGAUGCAUUCUUCGCGAUCAUGAGAAACAUUCUCAGAGUUGCCGUUGUGGAUAAGGUGUCAGAUUUCGUUCUCUUUGUCGGAAAACUAAUCAUCAUUGGACUGGCCGAGGCGUUGGCGUUUUAUGUCUUCAAUUAUCUGGCCGAUGACCUACUGACGGGAUACGUUACUACCACCAACACGUUCAUCGUCUCCUAUUUGAUCAUCCUGGUUUGCGCCUUCACCAUUUCUUCGUGUUUUUUCGACGUCUUCUCUAUGGCCCUUUCCACGCUGUUUAUGUGCUUCUUGGAGGAUAUUGAAAUGAAUGACGGCUCCAUUGAGAAACCUUACUUCAUGAGUAAAGAGUUAAUGAGGGUGCUUGGAGUUAAAAACGUCAUUAUACAAGACAAGCAGAAGAAAGGAGCUGCUCCCUCAGAAAACUUCUGAAUCCAAUUUGUGUUUCGAUAUUUCUGAUGCGGAAUAUUCGUAAAAACAUAUAACUUAUUGUAUUUCUGUCAACAAUACAGGAUGGAUGAAGAUCAUUUGUCAUAUUAUGCAGGACUCCCUUUAUCAUUUCAAUCCAUCGCGGAGGAGAGGAGAAAUCCUAAUUUCAUGGGUAGGUCGUUAAUGACAACAUGAGACAAGUUUAUCCUGACACUUUAUGUUUAUACAGCCAACUAGAACUGUGCAUUCAUUUUUGUCUCCAAUCAUUUGUUAACAGAAGCACUAUAGACAUUUGGGUACUGCAAUAUUGUUCUGGCCAACAGCAGCCGUCACGGUAACUGCAUUAGUAAUAAGGAGUGCCCGUAUGUAAUUGGUAAUUGUCAUGGCACUUGCUUGUAAAGUGUAAACAUGAGUUAUUUAGUGAGCAAGUGGAACAUGGUUGUAUGAAUGGGAACCAGUCAUACUUAGCUCACCUGUGCUAUGUUACAUAACAAACGUUAUCGGCAUUGAAUGUUAAUUGUGCUAAAAUCCAGAGUUUUCCUGAAAUGGCUGAUAUGGGCCACACGAAUGCGUGACAAAGCAACUGCUUUAGUAAAGCAAUUGUCAGAGAAGCGAAUCGACACAUUUGAUCCUGACAAAAAUUAUGUUUACUAAAGCAAAUGCCAUGACUAUUACCUACUGAAUACGGACAAUGCCUUAUUACAAACGGCGCCUGCAGCAACUGUCUGUCAAAAUAGUAAGCGCUCGUGAGUUAAAUAUUCUUCUUAUCGAAGGAAAUGACGCGUCACACGCAUGAUUUCAUAACCAUAUCAGGUGCUUACAAAAAGAGGUGACUGGCUCGUCAUCAAACGUCAAUUCAAAAUCAAAUUGAACGCAGUGUUUUUUCAAAAAAUAAGUAUAAAUCUUCUGUGAAUUUAAUGAAGUCGUCUUUGAAAUCACAUUCUAUUGGAUAAUUUGAAAACUGAUUGUAAUAAAACAAAACUUUGUACAUUGAUGAAAAAACAUUCAAACAGCAAAAUAUAUAUCACAGUCAUUUUGAUAUUGAGUUAUUUACUGUUAUACAAUGAUACAUGCACAGUUUCUUAUUUUUUUAGAAUUUAUUUAUUAAUUUUAUUGUCAUUAUCAAGUUGAGUAUUCCAUUUAUGUCUUUGCAAAUUUCAGUGAGUUCAUGACGACUUCACCACUUAAGGUACUGGCAAAGUUAAAUAGUUGCACUAUAAAUAAUGUAAAAGUUGUACGGACAAGUCAUGGAGAAUGUAAACAUGCAGGUCUUGUUUCGGGUGAAGUUUGAUAUAUGUAUUAAAUUGAUUCACUUAUAACUUACGAGAUAUGGACAUUAUUGAAGAUUAUUCACUUAUCCUCAUUUUAUAUAUAUUUCUCAAUAAGACAAUGAAUCCUCUCCCAAAAGAAAGACGUUUCUUGUUUCUUUCCCUCCUCAUUGUUUUUUCAUGAUUUAAUGAACAAACCAUCGUAAACAAGUGUCCCACUUUUAGGUUUUCAUCAUUUACAAUUUUUCUGUCUUUUGUCAUUGAUAAUUUGUGAGACAUAUAUGUGUCCUCUCACUAAAGUAGGCAAGCAUCGCUCUAAACUGGUACACUAUAAUGAAGAUACUGUUACAUGAUUUCAUUGAUUUGUUAAUUUUCUCAUUACUUUAAAUGUAAUAUUGUUAUCUCUGUGAUGAAGAUUUUGAUAUUUCGCAUGAGUGAAAUAUAUGAUAACUAUUCAAUUCACAGUAAAUGAUGACACUUAUUCAACAAAAGAUUAUUCUGUUAAUUUGUUAUAUUGGGUUAUUUUUCUUUUUAAAGACGUGUGUUUCCAUAAACAGGUGGCAAAAU
This is a messenger RNA of Mizuhopecten yessoensis (Yesso scallop), 4179 nucleotides long. RefSeq names its product choline transporter-like protein 2. The record is from RefSeq and is a predicted model, not a curated record. Lineage: Eukaryota; Metazoa; Mollusca; Bivalvia; Pectinida; Pectinidae. Gene Ontology annotation, biological process: transmembrane transport. Gene Ontology annotation, molecular function: transmembrane transporter activity. Bases 182 to 2347 code for a protein of 721 amino acids. The transcript is spliced from 24 exons. Gene Ontology annotation, cellular component: membrane.